UGCCUUUUGAAACACAUCGUUUUUCCCUCAAAAUUCAUUUAGCAGACUCUCUCUAAACCCCUUCUCCCCUCUCUCUCUACAAUUGAACACUGCACACUCCAUACGAGAUCCAUCUCGAAACCCUAGUUUUUUGUAAAGAGCAUCGCGGAACCAGACCCUAGUUUCUCGCCCACUGAACCAGGCGGACACCUAUGGCGAUCUCCUCGCAAACCCUUGAUAUAAUGGGAGAACGCCAGUCAGGCCAAGACGUUCGCACCCAAAAUGUAAUGGCAUGUCAAGCUGUUGCUAACAUUGUGAAGUCUUCACUGGGACCUGUUGGUCUAGACAAGAUGCUUGUUGAUGACAUUGGAGAUGUUACAAUCACUAAUGAUGGGGCAACCAUCCUAAAGAUGUUGGAGGUGGAACACCCCGCUGCUAAGGUUCUAGUAGAGUUGGCGGAACUUCAAGAUCGAGAAGUUGGAGAUGGAACAACUUCUGUAGUUAUUAUUGCUGCUGAACUGCUCAAGAGAGCAAAUGAUCUUGUCCGGAACAAAAUUCAUCCAACAUCUAUAAUCAGUGGAUAUAGACUUGCCAUGAGAGAAGCCUGCAAAUAUGUUGAAGAAAAGCUGUCUGUGAAGGUUGACAAGCUUGGCAAAGACUCACUUAUAAACUGUGCCAAGACUAGUAUGUCUUCAAAGCUGAUUAACAUUGACAGUGACUUAUUUGCGACAUUGGUUGUUGAUGCAGUUCAAGCUGUAAAGACUACAAACAAUAGGGGUGAAGUCAAAUACCCUAUCAAGGGCAUCAACAUUCUGAAAGCCCAUGGAAAAAGUGCAAAGGAGAGUUAUUUGUUAAACGGCUAUGCUCUCAAUACAGGAAGGGCAGCACAAGGAAUGCCUACAAGAGUAGCACCUGCAAGAAUUGCUUGUAUUGAUUUCAAUCUUCAGAAGACCAAAAUGCAAAUGGGUGUCCAGGUCUUGGUCUCUGAUCCAAGGGAACUUGAGAAAAUUCGUCAAAGAGAGGCUGACAUAACAAAGGAGAGGAUUGAAAAACUUUUGAAAGCAGGAGCAAAUGUGAUAUUAACGACAAAAGGUAUUGAUGACAUGGCUCUAAAGUAUUUUGUUGAAGCUGGUGCUAUUGCUGUAAGGCGUGUCCGGAAAGAGGACUUGCGCCAUGUUGCCAAGGCAACUGGGGCAACUCAGGUUCUCACGUUUGCUGACAUGGAAGGGGAGGAGACAUUUGAUUCAUCACUUCUUGGCUAUGCUGAUGAAGUUGUUGAGGAGCACCUUGCUGAUGAUGAUGUUAUAUUGGUGAAGGGAACCAAAACCACAAGUGCGGUUUCUUUAAUUCUUAGAGGUGCCAAUGACUUUAUGCUGGAUGAGAUGGAGCGCUCUUUGCACGACGCAAUAUGUAUUGUUAAGAGAGUUCUUGAGUCCAACAUGGUUGUUGCAGGUGGUGGUGCGGUUGAGGCUGCAUUAUCUGUAUAUUUAGAAUAUCUUGCAACCACUCUGGGAUCUAGAGAGCAACUUGCUAUUGCUGAGUUUGCUGAGUCCCUUUUGAUCAUACCUAAGGUACUUGCUGUAAAUGCUGCCAAGGAUGCAACUGAAUUGGUCUCAAAACUCAGGGCUUAUCACCAUACAGCACAGACUAAGGCAGACAAGCAACAUCUUUCAGGAAUGGGAUUGGAGCUUUCCAAGGGAACCAUCCGGAACAAUCUAGAAGCUGGAGUUCUUGAGCCAUCAAUGAGCAAAGUGAAGAUAAUACAGUUUGCCACUGAGGCUGCUAUUACAAUUCUUCGGAUUGAUGACAUGAUUAAACUCAUCAAAGAUGAGCGCGAAGAUGGAGCAGAGUAGAAGUUGUUGCCGCAAGAUUUUUACCCACUUAUUGAUAGAUAAAUUCAGAAUACAAUUUUGUAAUUUGGGUUUGUAGAACUAUGUUCAUUUUUCAUUAAGAAAUUCAUUAAGAAAUUUUAUGUCUAGUCAUUAGUGUUGGAGAUUAGAAGUUUGGGUCAAUUUGAGGUUUGAAAUAGCAUUGCCUGCGCUUCAAUGCAAUCGAUACUUGAUUACCAUAUAUUUUCUGUAAUAUCCGUGUUUUUGCCUUCUUUAUUGAAGAAUGACCCAUGCUUGUGCGAACCAGUGUAUGAAAAACAGGUUAUGAAACUUGGAGCUGUUGGGUCA
This is a messenger RNA of Amborella trichopoda, 2156 nucleotides long. It is a transcript of the gene TCP-1, whose product is annotated as T-complex protein 1 alpha subunit. Gene Ontology annotation, molecular function: ATP binding; ATP-dependent protein folding chaperone; ATP hydrolysis activity. Gene Ontology annotation, biological process: protein folding. NCBI's taxonomy places the organism in Eukaryota, Viridiplantae, Streptophyta, Magnoliopsida, Amborellales, Amborellaceae. The record is from RefSeq and is a predicted model, not a curated record.